GAUUUUCGCCAUCGCAUUUUGUCGAAAAUACCGUUUCAUCUUCUCCGUCUCACUAAAUCUCGUUCCACCCCGGCGGCGGAUUUGACAUGCUCUGCGCUCAACUUUUUCUUCGUCACACGAGCUCUGACUUUGCAAGUUUUUCUUGUGCAAAAAAAACUGAAAAUUCGCCGGUUUCUUUUCGUAAUCUCGUCACGACUUGGUCACCUCGUCGACAUCGUCAGCCUCCUGAUUUAUUGUGAUCUGUUUCGUCAACGACCGUGGUGGUAUUUGGUUUAUCCAGCGAAUCCUAAAGUUUGACCUUUGUCUCGUGGAUUUCGUCAUCAUCUUUUCCUGGUCACACCCCUUCUCGUCUCGAUUCGUCAUGGGUGGCGUAUCGUCCCGCGAGGAAGAAAUGAUUGACCGGAUGUGGGGUCGUCCAACGCGAUCGCGUUCUCCAUCCCCCGGUCCGAGUGGAGACUCUUCAUCAUCUUUAACCAAAAAAUCUCCCUCCUCCAAUCAAGAAGAUGACAGCAUCGUUCAUGAGACUGACGCCGAAUUAGGCGACGAAGAGGAAGGCGUUGAACUCGAACCGUUCAACCCGGAUGACUACGACGCCAAAAAGUACGGGCCCAUCUUACCCAACGGCGAGAUCAAUUGGGAGUGUCCGUGCCUUGGGGGAGCAGCCCAUGGACCGUGCGCUACAGAAUUUCGUGCCGCUUUUUCAUGCUUUCACUAUAGUAAAGAUGAGCCGAAAGGAUCAGAAUGCUUCCCCUCUUUUAAAGAUAUGCACAUUUGCUUCUCCAAAUAUCCUGAGCUGUAUAAAUCUCCCGAUGAUGAUGGCGACGGAGACGAACUUGGCGAGGAUGACGAAGACGACAUCGAUGCAGAAGAAGGUGCCGAGGAUGGGAUUCAAUUUGAUGAAGAGGAACUCAAAGUAUUCGGCGAAGAGGAGGAAAGAAAACAUAGCAAAGACAAGAAUCAGAAGGAAGAAGAAAAAUCACCAGCGCCGCCACCACCACAGAAGAAAACGUCGUCACCAUCUCCGUCGCCAGAACACAAACCACUGAUACCUCCUGCGCCAGGAAGGCCUGCCAUGAUUUGAAUUCAUCGGCUUGAAAAAAUUUAUUUGCUUGAAAAGUUGUCAAUUUUAUUGUUUAAUUUUGUGAAAGAAAUAUUUAAGAGAGAUGAAUGAAUACUUAAUUAGUUCAUAAGUAGAGAGAAAGUAAACGGGCCAAUAAGUCAGGUCAUAGGUCAACCAGUAGAGUCAGGUUAAUUAAUGAUAUGAGCUCCUCAUGGUACUAAUUUAUCAAAACUUUGUUGUUGUUGAAUUUGAUUGAUAAAGAAAGAUGGUAAAAAAAUAA
This is a messenger RNA of Folsomia candida, 1340 nucleotides long. RefSeq names its product mitochondrial intermembrane space import and assembly protein 40-B. The record is from RefSeq and is a predicted model, not a curated record. Gene Ontology annotation, molecular function: protein-disulfide reductase activity. The transcript has 2 exons. NCBI's taxonomy places the organism in Eukaryota, Metazoa, Arthropoda, Collembola, Entomobryomorpha, Isotomidae. Gene Ontology annotation, cellular component: mitochondrial intermembrane space. Bases 362 to 1081 code for a protein of 239 amino acids. Gene Ontology annotation, biological process: protein import into mitochondrial intermembrane space.